CCAAUCUGUCCCAUUCCCACCAAACCCUAGCUUCACCUUUCCUUUCUACUCAAUGGCAGCAGAAAUAAUCUCAUCAGUCUCAAAUCCCCCAGUUGUAAAGAAGAAGAGAAAUCUCCCAGGAACACCAGAUCCAGACGCAGAAGUAAUCGCUCUAUCGCCGAAAACCCUACUAGCGACAAACCGAUUCUUAUGCGAAAUAUGUGGCAAAGGAUUCCAAAGAGACCAAAACCUACAACUCCACAGAAGAGGGCAUAACUUGCCGUGGAAGCUGAGGCAGAGGAGCAGCAAGGAGCCGAGGAAGCGCGUGUACGUGUGCCCAGAGAAGGGCUGCGUGCAUCAUAACUCGUCGCGGGCGCUCGGGGAUCUGACGGGGAUCAAGAAGCAUUUCUGCAGGAAGCAUGGAGAGAAGAAGUGGAAGUGUGAUAAGUGUGGCAAGAAGUACGCGGUGCAGUCGGAUUGGAAGGCGCAUUCUAAGACUUGUGGGACGAGGGAGUACCGCUGUGAUUGUGGGACUAUCUUUUCUAGGAGGGAUAGCUUUAUCACCCACAGAGCCUUUUGCGAUGCCUUAGCCGAAGAAACAGCAAGGAUCUCAGCAGCUUCGAACCUCAACAACUUACCUCCACCCUUCAACACUCUCAACUGUCAACUCACCACUCCAACUCCUCAUGACUUCACGAUACCUGACAUCCUACAGCCCAUCUCCACAAAUCCUUUCAAGCCCACUGGGCUCUCUCUAUGGACGGACCAUGGGCCCAAUACAGCUCACCAAAACUUAACCAGCAACAUGCAUCAUAUCGAACUCUAUGGAGAUCACCAGUUCGCAUCCUUAUCAAAUGCACAGCAACUGGAGUCCCAGCUCAACUUGUUGUACGGGAACAAGCUCCUAUCUCGGAGCUCUGGGGAGCUCACAAGCACAAGCAGCGCUAAAGAAUUCGAUAGCUCAAACUCGCUCCUCGAAAGUGUUCCUUCACUAUUCAGCACUCAAGAAAACACUUACCAUCCCCCAUUGGACACAUCAGCGACCGCACUGCUUCAAAAAGCUGCUUUGAUGGGAGUCACUUCAUCGGUUCCUCCUUUUAUUCGGGGUUUCGACAUGAAGAUGGUGCAGAGUUCUCAGUGUCAAGAUGGUAAUAAAUUCGAUGGGUUGUUCAAUAUUCAGAGUAAUCCGAGUCUGAACUUCGAUCUUGCAAGCAGUCUAGAGAACUCAAUCAAUGAUUUCGCGGUGUCAAACACGUUUGAUGUCGGAGGAGAGACUAGGGAUUUCUUGGGGGUUGGAGUUCAAACACUUAGAUCGUCCUCCAUUAAUGGAUGGAUUUGAGUAUGAUUAGGUUUGAUUUUAGUGGAAGAAAUGUUAUUGUCAGUGGAUGGGUCAGUACUAUGUAUGCUUUUUUGUGAAGACUUUGUAUGGGAAAAAAGUAGUGAUGAGAGGCUUUUACCAGUUGGAAAGAGAUUCAUGCAUAUACUUGUUCAUGGGCCUGAAAACCACUUCUUUGGGGUGGUAGCUUUUCGUUUCGGAAAGCAAGUGAGGAAAGUGAAAGUGUUGGCAA
Asparagus officinalis (garden asparagus) is the source of this 1547-nucleotide messenger RNA. RefSeq names its product zinc finger protein NUTCRACKER-like. Gene Ontology annotation, cellular component: nucleus. The transcript has 3 exons. The record is from RefSeq and is a predicted model, not a curated record. Gene Ontology annotation, molecular function: DNA-binding transcription factor activity. NCBI's taxonomy places the organism in Eukaryota, Viridiplantae, Streptophyta, Magnoliopsida, Asparagales, Asparagaceae. The coding region runs from base 53 to 1318 and encodes 421 amino acids.